GCGGUUCAUCACCUCCCGUCCACCUCCAGCUCAUCUCUGAUUCUUCAUCAUGCGUGAAAUUGUCCACCUCCAGACCGGCCAGUGCGGUAACCAGAUCGGUGCCAAGUUCUGGGAGGUUGUCUCAGAUGAGCACGGUAUUGAGGCGGACGGCCAGUACAAGGGCACCAACGAUCAGCAGCUCGAGCGGAUCAACGUCUACUACAACGAGGUCGGCGCGAACAAGUACGUGCCUCGCGCGGUGCUCAUCGAUCUCGAGCCCGGCACGAUGGAUUCCGUCCGCUCUGGCCCGCUCGGCAGCCUCUUCCGCCCGGACAACUUCGUCUUUGGCCAGAGCGGUGCGGGCAACAACUGGGCCAAGGGCCAUUACACAGAGGGUGCCGAGCUGGUUGACUCAGUUCUUGAUGUCGUUCGUAAGGAGGCUGAGGGUACCGAUGCGCUGCAAGGUUUCCAGAUUACGCAUUCACUUGGUGGUGGUACUGGUGCGGGUAUGGGUACGCUCCUCAUCUCGAAAAUCCGAGAGGAGUAUCCCGAUCGCAUGAUGGCAACGUACUCUGUUGUCCCGAGUCCGAAGGUGUCGGACACCGUCGUUGAGCCUUACAACGCGACGCUCUCCGUUCACCAGCUCGUUGAGAACUCUGACGAGACAUUCUGCAUUGACAACGAGGCGCUCUACGACAUCUGCUUCCGUACGCUCAAGCUGUCGACACCAACAUACGGUGAUCUGAACCACCUCGUGUCCAUUGUGAUGUCCGGUAUCACAACGUGUCUGCGUUUCCCUGGUCAGCUCAACUCCGACCUCCGUAAGCUGGCUGUCAACAUGGUUCCCUUCCCGCGUCUGCACUUCUUCAUGACUGGUUUUGCGCCAUUGACUGCGCGGGGAAGCCAGCAGUACCGUGCUGUCACUGUCCCCGAGUUGACACAGCAGAUGUUCGACGCGAAGAACAUGAUGGCGGCGUCUGACCCCCGUCAUGGUCGUUACCUCACUGUUGCUGCUGUGUUCCGUGGCAAGGUGUCCAUGAAGGAGGUUGAGGAGCAGAUGCAGAAUGUCCAGACCAGGAACUCUGCCUACUUCGUCGAGUGGAUUCCCAACAAUGUGCUCACCGCGCAGUGUGACAUUGCCCCUCGCGGUCUCAAGAUGGCCGUCACAUUCCUGGGCAACUCGACAGCGAUCCAGGAGCUGUUCAAGCGUGUCAGUGACCAGUUCACAGCCAUGUUCAAGAGGAAGGCCUUUUUGCAUUGGUACACCCAGGAGGGUAUGGACGAGAUGGAGUUCACCGAAGCCGAGUCCAACAUGCAGGAUCUUGUCGCCGAGUACCAGCAGUACCAGGACGCGACUGCCGAAGAGGAGGGCGAGUAUGAGGAGGAGGUCCCGGUUGAGGAGGAAUAAGCGCGUCUCUCGCUAUGCCCUCAGCUUCCUAGUCUCGCUGCUCGCUACUUAGUAUUGCCAAAAGCACCAUCGUUCGUUCCCUUACGCCAUAUCCACGUUUUAUUGGUCACCUUCAUGAGCUUGUUCCAUGUGUUUUCUGUUACGUACCCUACCUUCUACCGUGAUCCACGCCACGCUGGCAUCAAGUUACCCCUAGUCUGCAUACCUGUGUCGUUGGUUCCGUUAUCGUUCCGUAUCAUGAAUCUGAUGUCCCUUCACGGGUUUGCGCAUUGUACGGUGGAUGGGCUUAGCUUCUCUAUUCUGCGUAUGUCUUAAGUGCGCAGAGAAUAUGUCUCAAUCGCCUGAAGGAAGGAUCUACAUGCUAAAACGUGCAUAUAUUUAGUAGCGGCAGUUGAUCAUGUUGGAAGGAAAACUUUGGGCAAGGUCACGUAAAUACGCGGUAACAUGAUGAUCAGUCGACUAGUG
Messenger RNA from Postia placenta MAD-698-R-SB12, 1852 nucleotides. RefSeq lists its product as hypothetical. Lineage: Eukaryota; Fungi; Basidiomycota; Agaricomycetes; Polyporales; Adustoporiaceae. Gene Ontology annotation, cellular component: microtubule; cytoplasm. The record is from RefSeq and is a predicted model, not a curated record. Bases 50 to 1387 code for a protein of 445 amino acids. Gene Ontology annotation, molecular function: GTPase activity; GTP binding; structural constituent of cytoskeleton. Gene Ontology annotation, biological process: microtubule cytoskeleton organization; mitotic cell cycle. The transcript has 11 exons.